Messenger RNA from Didymodactylos carnosus, 294 nucleotides. The record is from the annotation of a GenBank genome assembly. NCBI's taxonomy places the organism in Eukaryota, Metazoa, Rotifera, Eurotatoria, Philodinida, Philodinidae.
UUGUUUAAACUUGCAGAUUUUGGUUUAGUACAUUGUGAUCCCAUCUCAUUUGCUGGAACACGCGGAUUUAUGGCGCCCGAAUUUGUCAAUAAGAAUCUUGGUCCAAUAACCGAAAAGUCGGAUGUCUAUUCGUUAGGCGUUACUAUGAUGUGUAUGAUACAAGUACUUCCUUCAGCGGUACAAGAAGAUGAAAAAAUGAAAAAAUGGAUCAAUAUUUUCAUCAAAUGCACUGAAGAAAAUCCAGACGAUAGACCGUCCUGUCAACAAAUACUGACAUAUAUCGGAGGAUUAUGA